UGUCAUGUUCUCUCUUUUUCAUCCUACACCCUCUUUUUCCCACUUCACUCUUCUCCAUAGCUCACACUGUCUCCCAAAAUUCAGUCCAUUUUUCAGACCUCGUUUCCCACAUUAAACCAAACAACAUGAAAACAAACACUAACUUGGCCUUUUGUCACUAAACCAAAGAACUUGACUUUGUUAGUUCUUGCAAUGUCCCCAUUGAUGCUUCUUCUCUGCUUUCUUCUUCUACUAUCUUACACUUUCCACUUCAGUUCUUCUUCCACAACCCCAUCUGCUCCAUUAAACUCUUUACUUCCAUCCGACGCCGUUUCUUUACUCUCCUUCAAAUCCAAAGCUGACCUUGACAACAAACUUCUCUACACACUUAACGAACGCUUUGACUACUGUCAGUGGCAAGGAGUUAAAUGUGUACAAGGUCGUGUUGUGCGUUUUGUUCUUCAAGGUUUUAGUCUACGAGGUACUUUUCCGACAAACAGUUUAACUAAUCUUGACCAACUCCGAAUCCUUAAUCUUCGCAACAACUCACUUUCCGGUACUAUCCCUGACCUGUCCGGUUUACCCAACCUUAAAACUUUGUUUCUUGAUCAUAAUUUUUUCUCUGGAACUUUCCCUAUUUCUCUUCUUUCUCUUCACCGUCUUGUUAUUCUUGAUCUUUCUCGUAACAAUCUAACGGGUUCACUUCCUGUUGAGCUUACUGUUCUUGACCGGUUGAGCUAUCUCAAGCUUGAUUCUAACUUGUUCAACGGUUCGAUUCCGGCUUUGAACCAAACACAACUCAAAAUUUUCAAUGUUUCCAAUAAUAACCUUACUGGCCCAGUACCUGUUACUCCAACUUUGAAGAAAUUUAACGAACGUUCGUUUUUAUUUAACCCUAGUCUUUGUGGUGAGGUUGUUAAUAAGCCGUGUCGGGCAGCUCCAUUCUUUGACUCGCCUUCUGGUGUUGCUUCUCCACCUACACCGUUAUACCAAGAUGCACAGUCACAGGGUAUUCUUCUUGCCCCUCCAACUCAACAUAAGCACAAAAAAGUUGGUGUUAUUUUGGGUAGUAUGGUUGGAACAUUGAUUGUAAUUGCAGGUGUUCUAAGUCUUUUUGCUUUUGUGAAAAAGAGAAGAGAAGAAACUGAACCAAAACCAACAAAAUGCGCCAUUGAAACCAUUACUAACAGUGCAGUGAACACAACAGCUUCUGGGGCUGCAGAUAAUAGUAUCCAAGAGGUUAAAUUAGAAAAAGAAGUGAAAUUACCUCAAGGUCCCCAGCGGUUGAAGAGUGGAAACCUGAUAUUUUGUUCAGGGGAAACAGAGUUGUAUACUUUAGAGCAAUUAAUGAGAGGGUCAGCAGAGUUACUUGGAAGGGGCACAAUUGGAACAACAUAUAAAGCUCUAAUGGCUAGUCAGUUAGUUGUUACAGUGAAGCGAUUGGAUGCUUGUAAAACUUCAAUUACGUGUAGUGAAGCUUUUGAGCAACACAUGGAGUCAGUUGGGAUGUUGCGGCACCCCAAUUUGGUUGCAGUUAGAGCAUACUUUCAGGCUAAACAAGAAAGACUUGUUAUCUAUGAUUAUCAGCCUAAUGGCAGUCUCUUCAAUCUAAUUCACGGUUCAAGAUCAACAAGGGCAAGGCCCCUUCACUGGACUUCGUGUCUCAAAAUAGCAGAAGAUGUGGCUCAGGGCCUGGCUUACAUCCAUCAAGCGUCAAAGCUCACUCAUGGCAACUUGAAAUCUUCCAAUGUCCUUCUAGGAUCUGAUUUUGAGGCCUGUCUAACAGAUUACUCCCUCAUCGUCCUUGCGGACAUUUCUUCGGAUGAUGAUCCUGAUUCAGCACGCUAUAAAGCACCAGAAGUUCGGAAAUCUGCACGAAGAGUCACUCCAGGGUCCGACGUAUAUGCCUAUGGCAUUCUAUUAUUAGAGCUUUUAACGGGUAAACCUCCAUCUCAGCAUCCGCAUCUCUCUCCCCCUGAUGUGCCGGAUUGGGUUAGAGCUAUGAGGGAGGAUGAUAACGAGGAGGAUAGAUGGCUUGCAAUGCUAGUUGACCUUGCUAGUAUAUGUAGCUUGACAUCACCAGAACAGAGACCGACGAUGAGGCAAAUCUUGAAAAUGAUACAAGAUAUAAAGGAUAAUGAAAUGGUGGAGAAUAACAAACGUGAUGCACAUACUGGAUACUCAUAGCUUCUGAAACCAAUGUGGAUAAUGAAAUCAUUUGUCCGUGUCUCCCACUUUGGCAAGGUGCCAUUAGUUGACAACAGAUACUGCCACUGAGUUUUGCCCAGAUGGACCAAAUGACCUGUCAGCUGUAAUGGUGCUGGUACCUCACUACUCAGUAAACGACCUAAAACUGACAGGUUAAGGUCUUUCUACUAGAACAUGGUCAACUUAGUCACUGAUCAUUAUGACACACAUUUUGUACUCCUCCCCGAAACCCCCCUCUAUUUUAGUCACAUAACAUAUGGAUGCAAAGGGAGAAUUGUUUACAGCUGCUACGCCUAUGUAUUUAGGUGGUUUUAGUUGGUUCUUUUUCUAAGUAAAUGUGAAAUGCACUCGCUUUACCUUAAUGGCAGAA
Messenger RNA from Lycium barbarum (goji berry), 2557 nucleotides. Its product is annotated as probable inactive receptor kinase At5g67200. Gene Ontology annotation, biological process: protein phosphorylation. Gene Ontology annotation, molecular function: protein binding; protein kinase activity; ATP binding. The transcript is spliced from 2 exons. The record is from RefSeq and is a predicted model, not a curated record. NCBI's taxonomy places the organism in Eukaryota, Viridiplantae, Streptophyta, Magnoliopsida, Solanales, Solanaceae. The coding region runs from base 193 to 2166 and encodes 657 amino acids.